AUGUUUUUGAAGGACAAACGAGAGAUUCCGUUGGUCCUGAAGAAAGUAAUAUCAUCGCCAGAUCUCCACCCCGUGGACGUCAGCGGGUUGGGUGUGGAAAAGUGUCUCCAGAUCCGCGGUCUCGUAAUAAUAGCCCCGGGGGAGGGUUUGUCAAGUUUUUGUUCCUUUUCGGGCUUAUGGAAUCCGUGUCAAGUCCGAGCCGACCCCGCCUUGAUUGAUGGAGUGUCCAAGGUUUGCGCUUUCCUCACUCUGUCCCAAGGCUGAAUCUUGUCUCACUCGAUUUCCACUUCCGGUUAGAAAUGCUGUUGUCCAAAAACGGCUAUAAAUUUAAUUUUCUUUCCUUUGUCCCUCGCGCAGAUUUGGUUAAUCCUUGUCCUCAGUCCUUAAGAGCUCUGGACGAUGUCAUCAAAAGUCCAAUUUGUUUUGUUACCCAAUUAAAGAUUUAUUUAUUUUCGCCGUCCUCAGUCGUCGUGUUAAAAAUUCAGUUUCUAUGGAACUGUAAUUAGAAAUAAAAACGUUUAUAAGCUUCCCAAAUCUUUUAAACGUCAGGAAAUGAAAAUGGGAGUCUAAUUAGCCAAAACAAGUGGCCAACGGGCUCGUUUUAACCACAUGGAAAAUCCAUUGAAAUUCCUGUUGACCUGACAAGUCUUCAAUCAGAUGCCCCGCUUUUCCUACCCUCAGGGCUCGGAUAUUCGGUCCAGUGAUUUUUCAUUUUUUAAUUCCUUUGCCCUUGGGAAAUGCCAAAUUUGCACCUGCCAAGACGGCCGAAAUUCGCUUUAAUCAGUAUUCGGCCACUUGGACGGUGGGAAUGGCCAAGAAUUCUCCCUUAAUCCUCUAAUGAAGUCCAACUUCAGAUGCCCCCUUUGGACGAGAUCUCGGUUCAGACCUUCAACGAUAUCAUCAGUGCUGGAGUCUCGUCGAAACUUGUCUAUGGUGCGUCGCAUUUUAACCGUUUCUCAUUCCCACUUUCAGAAGGUUCUGUUUGUGAUGCAUAUCCUUGUUGGAAUGAUGGCGUUUGUGUGGAGUCCAACCUAACAGACACAGGCUACUUCUGUAUGUGCAACAAGUUCUUUUCGGGCGAUCAUUGUGAUGUUCAGGUGAGCGCGGUCGUUGUUCCCGCAAUCUUAUAUUGCAGGUAUUCAACAAUUGCAGCAAUAUCGUAUGUCCCCCGCGUGCUGUUUGUUUCUCUUCUACCUCAUUAUGUGCUCCAAUCCGGGCUGCAAGUAAGGAAAAACAUUUUUCGGUUGGUCAGUUCAUAGACUGGACCUCGUUUCAUGUCAAAAACAUCCAAAACACACCCCAUUUCAGAGACGUUCCCUCGAUGCAUCUUCGAGCCCUGCAGAAAUGGCGGAUCUUGUGUGAUGUUCGAGAAUGAGAGUCCUUAUUGUAUAUGCCCGCCCAAUUUCCAUGGAUUAUUAUGCGAAUGUAAGUCGCCCGACCCAAAACAAUGAAAUGCGCUUACAGAUUCGCAUCGUGCCUCUUCUGAAGUCCCCAUGAAUUGGAAUGUUCUCCAGCUUUUGAUUCUAUUCGGAGUCAUGUUCUUAUUGGCUUCCGCGUUCCUAACAUUAUGUUACAACGGGAAUUAUAGUUGUUAUUUGAAUUGGAAACGACGCUACAAAUAUGAUAAAUGGAGUAUUGAGUCGGAUUUCCAAUGGUAUGAAUCAGAUGAAGAAGAAGAUCAAGAUCUCAUCAAUGGAGGGAGUAUCUAUCAUCCAGGUCAUAAUCUCAGUGCAACAGACACGUCGAAAAACUGCUUUGAACUAAAGUAAGUAUCACUCUGUCGGGAAAAUAAUGUGUAUUCGUCGCAUUGGAAUCCCCCAUCAUCGCUUCGCGUCGGCUAGCCGGGACUGGAGAUUCGGAUAUUUUGAAAAUCUUUUAUUUUUUUUGUCGAGAUCCCGUUCAUUCUCAAGCCAAAAAGUCUUGACAUGUCUGCACAGUACGCCGUCGUUCGAACAACUUGUCGCGCGGCGACAAGCAAAAUUCACGGUGCGCUACGACCCCGCACCGUGCAAAAAGAUUGUUUUGAAAAGGGUAAACACUGCACAAAGCCCGCCUAGUAUGUACAAAUUAUUAAAUCCGCGUCCCGACAUAUCGGGUCAGGGACCACUCGAGUCGCGACAACUCGGGUUAGGGUUCGAAAAAUUCGGGUAUAUUCACCACGCGGGUAUAUACCCGGGUAUAUACCCGAAAUCUCGGGUAUAUUCGGGUAUUUAUAAAAUUAGCCUAAAUUAGUCCAAUAUAGUACCAAUAUGAAGUCGUUAAUGAAUAAGUGGCAAGUUAUUCAUUAACCUAAUCAUGUUUGGAAUGAUUCUUUAUUUUCCCAACUACAGGGUGUUCCUAGAAUUAUGGAAACAACUAUUCAUUAAUAACUUUGUGCUCGGUGGUCCAAUCCAAAAAAUUUUUUUUGCAUCUUACAGGGAAACCUUUGAGUUUUUAGAAUCAAGAAAAAUUUUUCCUUUGAUCGGCGGAGACUCCGGUAAUCCUCCUUGAAUUCGGCGGAGUGCUUUUUUCACAAACGAGACUGCAAAUUGUUGUAUGUGUGAAGUAAAUGGGCGGGAGAGGAUUCAAUAGAUACAAUAUGACAUUUGUUUCAAAUUUUUUUCAUUCGGCGGAGACAUUUUUUAACCUCGGCGGACGAUUUUUCUUCGACUUUUGAGAGUCAAAAUUGGCUAAAACCAAAACGUAGGUAUUCCUGGUGGCAUGGCGCCUAAAUACGACUUAUUACGUCUUCGGCCUACUGAGAGAAGAAAAAAAGGCAAUUCGGCGGAGAAAUCGGCGGAGAAAAAAAUGAACCCAUUUUACAGCCUCGUUUGUGAAAAAAGCACUCCGCCGAAUUCAAGGCGGAUUACGGAAGUCUCCGCCGAUAAAACGAAACAAUCUUUUUUGAUUCUAAAAACUCCAAGGGUUUAUUCAAAAUGCAAAAAAAAAUUUCGGAUUGGACCACCGAGCACAAAGUUACAUUAACGAAUAGUUUUUUUCCAUAAUUCUUGGAACACCCUGUACAACAAACAAAACUAGUACUUUAACAAUCAAAAAGUUUAGCAAUCCAAUAUUUGGCAGUCAGAUUUUGAAUUUUUUUCCGUUUAUUUUCCUACUCCGGCCAAGUAAAUUUCAACCUUACUAGGGAAGUGUACAAACGAACCCUCACCAAAUGGCAAGUGAUAUACACCAUUUGAAAGCCCUUGAAAAAUGGUGCAAGACACCAUUUUCAUUUUUUUGCAGAAUGCCUUUCCGCGACGACACACUGUAAAUUAUAUUAUUUUUAGGUCAUUUCGCAACAAAAAUCUUUCAUUCUCUUCAGCGGAUAAAAAUCUUCGGAGGGGGUUGCUUCAAUAGUGUAGUGGUUGCUGAGCAGGCUGAUAAGCCAAAGCAAGCCGGGUUCAGUUCCCAGCUUGGGAAAAAUCAUUUUUGCGUUCUUACAGUUAGGAAAAUACUUCCGUUAAACUUUUACAAACGCUUUAAUUUUACUGGAAGACGGUCGGUUACGGUUAAAAUAAUCAAACUUACAUGUUUUUCAACAUCAAAAAAAGUGAAAAGUGGUUUUUCACAUUAUGGGUACUUAAAACCAGUAAAUAUCAUAGGUAAAAUGGUCUUACUAGCAAGCGCUAAACUUCAUAAUGAUCCUUAUGCUAACAUAGUUGCAUUCCGUACCAUUUAGCGUUUUGAAAUAACAUUUAUUAUGCCCCACAGCAGAUAUUGUAACUUUAAGGGACAAAUCAACCGUUUAUAAUUUGUUGCCCUGAGGCAUUCUGCAAAAAAUGAAAAUGGUGUCUUGCACCAUUUUUUAAGGGCUUUCCAAUGGUGUAUAACACUUGCCAUUUGGUGAGGGUUCGUUUGUACACUUCCCUAGUUAGAACCAAGUUUUGAGAGGCAAAAAAUAAAUUAUGACAAAAUGUCAACAUUUAUUGAUUUUUUAUGACAAAACUCGACUUUUUUUACAUUUUUUGAAUACCCGAAAAUUCCCGGCCUCUCGGGUAUUUGGGUGUAUACCCGGGAAUAUACCCCGGGUAUAUACCCCGUCCGAACCCUAACUCGGGCCAACGACAGUUCGGGUCAACGAUACGUUUAAUAUUUUCGCUUCGGGACUGGGAAAAAAGAAUUUUUUGGUGAAUUUGAUAAGAAAAAAAUUGAAAUGUUUUCGCUUUAUUUGCAUACAAUCAUUACGACUAUCUUCUUACUCCACUCUCUGGCAUUGUCUGUGUUUAAAUCCCGUGCUUCCAGUUAAAAACAUAAACAAUAGAGACGAUUUUCUUAUUUGCUCGUCGCUUAUGAACACUAUUUUCCUAAAAAAUUAAAAAAUAAUCCUCAAUUCUCCAAAAAAUCCUUUUUCCCAACUGCCGAACCGAAAAUAUUAAACGGUAUUGUUGACCCGAAAUGUCGUUGACCCGACCUGUCGCGACCCGAGUUGGCCCUGACCCGAAACGCCGUAGCGCCGUUUAGCGUACUCUCUCGGCGGCAAAGAUCGUUCAAUAUCUCGGGGGUUUCUGCAAAGCGCGAGCUAAAACUUUCAGGAAUUGAUACUUAGUCCAUGCCCGACGUGUGUGCAAAAUUUAAAGCAAUUUUGAGUGUCGCUCCCUUGUCAGUGAAAAAUUUUAAAUUCUUACGAUUGUUUAGCAAAAAUCUACAAAAAUUUGCCAAAAAAAUCUAACUUGACAUCAAAAUGAGAACAAUUUGACUUGACGGAAAUAACGGCAAUUUGACAACAUGACUGACGCGUCAAGUUGACGACUUACCAACGCUGUUACAAACUAUAAUAUUAAUUUUUUGUGCAGUUUAUAUUUUGAUUUCUUUCCAGAAAUAAACCGAUGAGGGUCUCAACAACAGCAGAAUCCUUCGUAACAUAUAGCGGGAGCAGUGGCGCGAAUUCAGAUUCUAAUCACAGUGCCAAUCCCGUUGAUCUGAGCCAGUAG
Molecule: messenger RNA, 4910 nt
Organism: Bursaphelenchus xylophilus (pine wood nematode)
Lineage: Eukaryota; Metazoa; Nematoda; Chromadorea; Rhabditida; Aphelenchoididae
Source: the annotation of a GenBank genome assembly